This is a messenger RNA of Aspergillus aculeatinus CBS 121060, 776 nucleotides long. RefSeq lists its product as uncharacterized. Bases 214 to 678 code for a protein of 154 amino acids. The transcript has a single exon. The record is from RefSeq and is a predicted model, not a curated record. NCBI's taxonomy places the organism in Eukaryota, Fungi, Ascomycota, Eurotiomycetes, Eurotiales, Aspergillaceae.
CUUUCACGGCUAUGCUCUGUAGCUGCAAUACUUACUUCGUACAUAGGAGUCAGGUGGUGCUUGGCUAAGGUGUACUGUACUUGGGUAUUUGUGCUGUGCAGAUGACAUUAAUCAAGUGUGGUGGGUGCUUGGCAAUCGGCACCGCCAGUAGGCGCGGGAUGUGUAUUCCGCCAGAGGUACCCGCAAGUACCCCGAGGCAUACGAACUACAGCCAUGACUGCAGACAUUGUCAACAUUGCUUGUCUGGUGUCACACUCGACUAAAUAUCCAGAAGUAUCUCGGACAAUAAGACAUAGUCAAGCAAGAAGGCCUGGAGAUGCAGUGCAGUCCUCGCCUAUAUUGCACUUACGGCAUUUGAAGCGCAGAAGCAUGGAACAGUGCUGUACGACAAUAUAUCUCAUGGAGAUAGGUGAACGUACCUGCACCAACCCUGCACUUCACGUUCGAAUAGCAGGAAUCUCAUUUCCCAACAGGAAGUGUGCUUGUACCCUCUCCAGCUCGAUUCAAAGUCCCCGGAACGUAUUAUGUAAACAUGAAAGAAUGAUGGGGGGACGAGCAGGCGGAGCAGGAACACCGGGUGACUCAAUGAGCCUUGCGAAUAAGUUAGCACCCGCAACCUACUCCGUGAGGUCGUGUACGAGAUCGUCAGUGGAGAGAAAGUGGCGAAACCGCACUUGAAUACUGCCUGGCAGAAUCAUGGCCAACAAGGCCUGCUGAGCCUCUUGCAAACACCAAGGUGUUGGGCACUGGGCCCAUCUUACUAGGAUUGAAACACC